UCACAUAAAAUCGAUUAUACUUUCAAGAAUCUUGUGAAAAUACUAUUAGCAGACCGUAAUGGCACCAAAGCCAGAGAAGAAGCCAGCGGAAAAGAAGCCAGCAGAGAAGAAGCCUGCAGAGGAAAAGAAGGCGGCGGAGAAGGCCCCUGCCGAGAAGAAGCCCAGAGCAGAAAAGAAGCUCCCGAAGGAGGCUGCUGGCGAGAAAAAGAAGAAGAGAUCGAAGAAGAGUGUAGAGACUUACAAGAUCUACAUCUUCAAGGUGCUGAAGCAGGUGCAUCCGGACAUUGGGAUCUCGAGCAAAGCCAUGGGAAUCAUGAACAGCUUCAUCAAUGACAUAUUCGAGAAGCUAGCUCAGGAAUCUUCUCGUCUGGCCAGGUACAACAAGAAGCCCACAAUCACUUCCAGGGAGAUUCAGACUGCUGUUAGGCUAGUACUUCCGGGUGAACUCGCGAAGCACGCUGUUUCUGAGGGUACAAAGGCUGUUACCAAAUUCACAAGCUCUUAGAUUUACUGUAGGGUUUUUGGUUGAAUUUUGGUGGUUGACAACUGGUUGUAAAGUCUAGUAUUUCUUUUAUUUUUUUUUCUUCUAGGUUAUGAAAACGUCCAAUUAUGCUAUCUCAAUGGUUUGAAGGAAUUUGCUGGACUGAGUGGGUAUCAUAUGUAAUUUUUAGUUCCAGUUGUGUUUCGAUUGAUUGCUAUAAUUCCACGUAUAUGUCAUAGUUUUCGUUUCAGAAAGUGAUAUUUCCCAGUCAUAUCUGGAUUUCUCA
Messenger RNA from Tripterygium wilfordii, 767 nucleotides. RefSeq names its product histone H2B.3-like. Gene Ontology annotation, cellular component: nucleosome. The record is from RefSeq and is a predicted model, not a curated record. The transcript has a single exon. Gene Ontology annotation, biological process: nucleosome assembly. Gene Ontology annotation, molecular function: structural constituent of chromatin; DNA binding; protein heterodimerization activity. The coding region runs from base 59 to 505 and encodes 148 amino acids. NCBI's taxonomy places the organism in Eukaryota, Viridiplantae, Streptophyta, Magnoliopsida, Celastrales, Celastraceae.